AUUAUCCUUAAAUUGACAGUCCUUUCCUUCCAUAAUUGUCGGUAUAAUAAUAUAGAUCACCAGCAAUUCAGACAAAAUGAUCCAUAUUACAUUCCUUCUUUUAUUACUGGCAAGUAUUGUUCAUGGAGAUGAAAUUCUUUCCCGCCAAAAGCGGAUCAUAGGAGGCAAAACAAUUACCAGAGGUGAAUGGCCAUGGCUAGUCAGCUUGCGUGGGAAAAUUGUAACCGAAAGAUUAUUCGGAAUAUUUCCUAUAAAGCAUAGACGUGUGUAUUGUGGAGGUUCUCUGAUUAAUGAAAGAUGGAUACUAACUGCAGCACAUUGCUUCGAUGAGGGAUACCAAGGAAGAGAUCCAUCAAACUGGAAAGCACGUUUGUCAACAGUAGAUUUAGGGAUAAAUUUUGUUGAUGGUGUGAAACAUGUGUUUGGUAAGCUCUUUGGCAGAUCGGAUUGGAAACAGUUGAUCAUUGAAGCAGAUAGGAUUAUAAUGCAUCCCGGAUACAAUACAAAUAAUGAUUGGGAAAAUGAUAUAGCAUUAGUCCGGAUAGAACAGUCAGUACCUGUAGGCAGAUACGUAGGUAACAUCAAACUUCCAAGCAGUAGUAGCUCAUUCCCAACAGGUACAAUCUGCGCAAUACAUGGAUGGGGAUGCACCGCCAGUGGACAAUGGUUAUCAAAUACUGCUAUGAGUGUUAAUCUGCCAGUAUUCAGUGCUGAGUAUUGCGGAAGAUUGUUUGGCAUGAAAAGCAUGAAUGGUAGAAUGUGUGCUGGUUAUAUUUACCGCGGCAAAGGAAUAUGUAAAGGUGAUAGUGGAGGUCCCCUGACUUGCAAAAACACUGCUGGUGUCUGGACACAAGCUGGAAUAGCCUCGUUUGCAAGUCAAUCAAGUCCAGGAAAUUAUCCUGGCGUAUUCACACAAGUAUCCUCAUUCAUGCCUUGGAUAAACAACAUUCUUGGACAGUAAACUGUUAAAUGUGAUAGACUAAUUGAUGACUAUAUGAAUGUUUUUCAGUUAAUUAUAUGAAUAUAUUUUUUCAAAAAACCUAACUUUGUAUAAAAGAUUAAAUACACGGAAAACAUUAUGAUACCGAAUUUGAUUUAAAAGACCGUAUGCGCAUUUGGAACAUGUUUGAAAUCAAAUAUAGGAAAUUUAAUAUUUUUUAUUACUUGAUAACAAAAACCCUCAAAUAACAAAAAAAAGUAUACCAAAACUAGCUCAGGUACAAAUGCGCAUGAGGAGAAUAGCCUUAUCGCUAAUCAUAUUUUGUAACCUUUUUGUACAGCAAAAAUGAUAAAUAUUAUCAUUCUAAAAUACAGAAUUCCUCUACCAGACUGUAUUCCGUCAGCUGGAAUGUCAAUGUACAAAAUUUACAUGUAUCAAUAUAAAUAGAAUAAUAAGAAUUUGCGAUUGAUUGCAAAUGAGAAAACUAUCCUCUUGAUGAAGUAGGUAGAUUUAAGCAACUAUAGAUCAACGUACGGAUUUCAACAAUGAUCAAAACCCAUGGCUUAAAGUGUUUAUAAAAGACACCGACAUGACAUAAUGUAAAACAAUUCAAACAAGAAAAAUCAACGGCCUGAAUUAUUUUCAAAGCAAGAAACGAAAAAAAACAUAACAGAGAGUAACGAAGUACAACUAAUGGAAUAUAGGCUCCUGACUAGGAACAUGCAUUAUAAUGCGGCGGGGUUGGACAUGUUUGCGAGUGCUCAGCUCCCAUUCUAACCUUGAACAGUGGUGUAACAUCACAACAUAAGAAAAAACUGUAAAACUUAGUUGAAAAAGGCUUGCUUUUUAAUAUCGACACAAAGACAAACAAAAAAACAAAAAAACAAAUAACAAAAGGACAACAAACACAAAGUACAGAUCUAAGAGUAUGCGCAGUUACUGUAAGCUAGUUCAAAAUCAAUUACUACUACUAAAUUAAUCGUAUUUCCCAGAUCAAGAUAUCAACCCGUAUAGAUUUAGUAUAAAGACGUUAACAGUCUGUUAAAUCUAUGUAUAUUUCAUAAAAGUCCAAAAAAACUCAUUUUGACACUGGUAUCUCCAUAAGCCCGAACAUCUCAUGGCUGGUCACAUAUUUCAACCAACAAACUCAAUAAAGAUUAGACUGUUAUCAGCCCGUACUAAAUAAUUAUGCAUAUAGUCUUCCAAGUGCUCCACGAAACCUCUUUCUAAAUUAUUAACAUAUAUUUUAUCAUCAAUCAAAGCCGGGCUUUAAAGUUAUUGUGAAACUGCCUAUUCUAGAGGUGGCGUGA
This is a messenger RNA of Mytilus californianus (California mussel), 2250 nucleotides long. Its product is annotated as trypsin-2-like. The record is from RefSeq and is a predicted model, not a curated record. Gene Ontology annotation, biological process: proteolysis. Bases 77 to 961 code for a protein of 294 amino acids. Gene Ontology annotation, molecular function: serine-type endopeptidase activity. The transcript is spliced from 8 exons. Lineage: Eukaryota; Metazoa; Mollusca; Bivalvia; Mytilida; Mytilidae.